This is a messenger RNA of Tetranychus urticae (two-spotted spider mite), 2464 nucleotides long. NCBI's taxonomy places the organism in Eukaryota, Metazoa, Arthropoda, Arachnida, Trombidiformes, Tetranychidae. The record is from RefSeq and is a predicted model, not a curated record.
GCUUGGCUAGAAGUCGAGUUGGCUCUUCGUCUGAUGCAAAGUUCGGAAACUUUAAGCAUUGAAAUACAAACUCAGUUGGAUUCCCAUGGACUAAGUACUAUUGCCAUUGAUGACAUUAGCAUUUUUGAGGGAUUUUGUUUAUCCAAAAACACAUUCUGUGAUUUCGAUUCAACCCGAAAUUGCCAAUUCUUGGAUUAUCCAGCUCAGAUAAUUGAACCUCAAAUCAUCAACACUCUUAACUGCAAAAAUUGUGGUCCUCUGAUUGACCACACUCUUGGAACACCAGUUGGUAAAUACUUGCUCUUGAAAAACACUCUACAUGAUCCCAUUCAUUCAACCUGUUCAUUUUCAAUCAAGCAACAAACGAAUCCCAAGUCUUCGUGUUUAUCGUUUUGGUUUCAAAUGUUUGGAUUAAUGAGUAAAACAAUGAAGAUCAGGGUUUAUUCAUCAUCGCACGACAGUGACGCAAUCUUGUACAGAAUUGAAGCCAAUGUUUACAAUCAAUGGCGCAAAGUAGCACUCGAUUAUUCAUCGAAUGGACCACACACUAUUGAAUUCACCUUCUAUGGUUUACACAAGAAUGACUCAUUAGGUUACAUUGCUGUUGAUGAUAUUAAGUUAUCAGAUAAAUCAUGCUCACCUAAUGGAGUUGAUUGUAACUUUGAUUUUGGUAAAUGUUCUUGGAUAGAUGCAAGUUCUGAUAAUGUUUGGGUCAUAAGAACACCAAGUAUUCGUUCAAAUUAUUAUGAAGCUCCAUCAUUUGAUGUUACCACUGGCUCUUACCAUGGCUCAUAUUUAUUACUCACUGGUAAUGAAAAUAUUGAUACCGAUGGCGAAGCAAAAAUUGAGUCAAUGCCGAUUGAAUUAUCGAGUUUCCAAUAUACUUUGACGCUAUCUGUGUUUUUCGGUGAAUCGAUAUCAGAUGAAAGCUAUUUAACUUUUCAGUUAGUUUCGACAUCAUCCGAAAGAACUUCAUAUUCCAUCGACACAAUAACACCAUUAUCCGUUCAUUCAAAAUCAGAAUGGAUUAAGGUCCACCUUCCUUUUGAUUUACCAUCAAACUCAACUUCGAAUUACAUCUUACAAGUUAAUGGAAAUGUUCGAGGUUCAAGUAUAAUUGCUAUCGACGAUAUUGCCCUUGUAGAAGGAUAUUCUAAUCAACAAGUGUUCGUUUGUGAUGGAUAUGAUGAGGUCAUUCCUAUUGAUGCUGUUUGCGAUUGGAAAUCUGAUUGUGUCAAUGGACUCGAUGAAUCUGUCUGUGGAUCUUGUGCUUUUGAUCUUGAUCUAUGUGCAUGGUCAUCACUAGACGAUUCAUUUAGAUGGGGAAGUCCAGUCCGAGGAGAUGAUUUUAAUGAUGAUUCAUCUAAGAUGAAUGGAGGUUACAUGAUAACAGAAGGAAAUUGGUACAUGACUGAACAUCAAAUUGAAACAUCCAACUUUAUUCAGCAUUCAUCCAACUUUUGCACCUUACAAUUUUCGCAUUAUACAGAUGAUGCUUAUGAUAGUGAAUUGCAAGUUUAUCUGAAAUUCGAAGAAAAGACAGUAGUUAUAACAAAAAUUUCAAUCGAAACAUUUCACGAAUGGACAACGGCUAAAGUUGCUUUGGGUGAACACCAUUCGCCUUUCAGAAUCGGAUUCACUGCGUUUACAUCAGAUUUUGGGUCGAUUCUCAUUGAUAACAUUCAAUUAAUCAAUUGUUCUCCAAGAAAAACUACAACUAUCUCACACAUAAAAACAUCAACAGUAUCAAUUGAUAUCACUGUGACAGAAGCAACUGAAGAUCAUGAAUCCUCAACAUAUCAACAAACAACUGCAAUCAACACUUUCCAAACAGAAAAAAUCGAUACAGAUAAUUCAUUGAAGCAAGCUGGAAGAUCAUUUCCUCGAAUUGGUUUCGCAGUGUUCAUAUUGUUCAUUAUUUUGGGAAUAAUUUUCACAAUUUUAUACAUAAAUAGGAUGAAAAAUGCAGAUUUUAGUCCAUAUAUGGCAAAUGAUACGGUCCAAAGUCGAACUGAUGGAAUCGGAAUGACGGAAAUAGCUUCAGUUAGGUUACAUAAUGUUGGCAUAGAAUCUGACGAUAAGACACGCCCUAAUGAAACUGAGACAUCAGCAGAAACGGAAAUUGAUGAAGAUUUUAUCCAUAGCAACAUUUUUGAUACUACAUCUAUGAAGCGACUUCUUUCUGAUUAAAAGCAUGCGAAAUUUAUAUUUAUAAUAUUUUGCACGCUGACCGGAAGAGCUCCAUUGCAAAAAAGAUAAGCAGAAAUAAUAGCGUAACAAGUGAAGUCGUGACUAACAUAGACGAUAAAAUAUUUGCCCAAAUUCUUGUAUAUGACUAUCUGAAAUGUUCAAUAAUUGUGUAACUAGUAUUGAUAUUUAUCUUUGCAUCACAAAAGUAACAAAGGCUUGUCAUCUUAUCUACCAAGAGUUAGGAAAAAGAUGUUAACGAUUUCAAAUUGAUUUA